Molecule: messenger RNA, 546 nt
Organism: Emiliania huxleyi CCMP1516
Lineage: Eukaryota; Haptophyta; Isochrysidales; Noelaerhabdaceae
Exons: 1
Coding region: 1-546 (181 amino acids)
Molecular function (GO): zinc ion binding; nucleic acid binding
Source: RefSeq, a predicted model, not a curated record
AUGAGCACCCCCCCCGAUGCCGCCUGGCUUGACGCUCUCCUGGGCGCGACCGACGGCGUGGCGAUCCCGCCUCAGUCGCAAGGUCUUGGCCCAAUCGCGCUCAGUAAGAUGUACCGUGACGCAGCCAUGCAGGAACAGGAGUCAUUGGCACUCGCCGCCGAGUCACCGAAACGCCGACCUGAGUCCGAGAUGCUCUCGGCAGUCCCCAAAGAUGGCGAAGACGUCUGUCUCGCAGACGCACGUCUCGACUCCCGCCGCGGCCUCGCUGCCGGGCACCAUAACGCCGGCAACGGAGGGCGGUGCUUCAGGUGCGGCCGGGCGGGCCACUGGUCCCGCGACUGCACCCACAUUGCAAUGGCCAUGACCGCUCGCAUGUCCUCGCCCUGCCACGUCUGCGGCGGCAUGAUCAACCCCACCUCCGACCGCAUCUGCCGGCUGAGCGUCGGGCCGUACGCGGGCAGGUGGGCGCACCACAGCUGCGCUCUUAACCAUCUCGUCAGCCUCGGCUUUAUCACCGCGGAAGACGCGAGCAACGUGGAGAUCUGA